AUGGAUUUGGGAGACCUCGAAACUAAUGGAAACGCCAAAGAGACCGAAUGCUUAGAAAGUCAUGCCGAGACGGAAACUGGACUCGACUCGGAUAGAAUACACAUCUCACCAGUCCCGAAAUUCUUUGGUUUUAAGCAGUUUAAGAAGUUCUUGAAGAAGCAUCUCCCCGGCAUAGAUCUCAGAAAAAUACGGCAGAUGAAGUUUGACGCUUAUGUUAGCUUCAAUUCCUCAGAAGAUGCACAGACAGCAAUCUCAAAACUAAAUGGUCUGGAAGUUAGGAAAGUAGUAUUGAGUGCCAAACUUGCUCAAACGGAGAAGAGGAAGGUCCGUAUCGCUAGCACUCUUCCAAUCAAACAUAAGACUGCUAAGGAGAGUGUAACUAAGUUCGCUGACUUGUCGUAUCGGGAGCAGCUGCUUCAAAAGGAAAAAACAUCGCACAGGUAUACACGUCCAUCACCAAAAGUCAGAGCGUAUCGAAAUAAAUGCGAGUUUACAAUUGGUCGUACUCAAGAGGGCGAGAUGUGUGUAGGAUUUGUGGGUGGACGUUUUUCUCAGAACGAGCAUCAUGUGAUUCCAAUUGAUGGUUUGGACAACAUUACGGAUUCAAUGAAGAGGAUUGUCGAAGCUGUUACAAAAUUUGUACAGGACUCAGGUUUGCCUGCAUUCGACGAAACUACCCGUUGUGGAGUGUGGAAGAUGUUGACAGUCAGAGAAUUUGGUGCAGACGUGAUGCUCAUUUUAACUGUUAAUCCACUCGAAAAUCUUGAAGAGGAGAAAAAACUCAAAGAGGGCUUUUGUACUAGUCGUUCUACGUUUUUGGAUGAUGGCUUUAGAGUGACAUCGAUAUAUUGGCAUUCCGUGGCAAAUUGCAGUGAUAAAGUGGAUUACGAGCAUAUUGGAGGAGCGCCAUACAUUUACGAGACUCUCUUGGACUGUCGCUUUCGUGUCUCUCCUUCCGCAUUUUUUCAAACAAACAGUCAGGCGGCCUCGGUUUUGUAUACUACAAUUGGAGAGUCAUGUGGAUUGUCAUUAUGCAACGAUAGUAGGUGCUCUGAGACCGUAGAGAUUUCCACCAAGCGUGCAAAACUGGACGUUAGUUGUGCAAAUUUAUCUUUUCAGGAUACGACCCCUGAUAUCAAUUUGAAAUCUUGUGGCAGUGAAGAUUGCGGCCAAACGCCCACUGUUAUACUUGACAUUUGCUGUGGUACGGGGACUGUCGGGCAGUUUAUUGUUAAAGAGUUCAAGAAAAGAAAGAGAGUGUACUGCAUUGGUGUGGACAUAGUAGACUCAGCGAUCGCGGAUGCCAAGGAGAACGCUAAAGUCAAUGGCAUAAGAGAUAUGUGUUGUUACCUAGCUGGUAAAGCUGAAGAUGUCUUCCAAUCACUGCGAUUCAAUGUUCCACCUGAAUUCGAUCUACAAAAGUCGGACAUUGUUGGGGUUUUGGAUCCCCCAAGGUGUGGUGUACACGAAAAAGUUAUACUUGGAUGUCGAAUGAUGGAGACUUUACGCCACCUCGUUUUUGUGUCUUGCGAUCCAGCUGCUGCCAUGAAAAACAUUGUCGACCUCUGCCGUCCUACCUCCAAAAAAUAUGCUGGUCAACCGUUCAUGUUAUCGACAAUUCAGCCGGUUGAUAUGUUCCCACAAACACCACACAUCGAAUGGGUGGUAACACUGGAACGUUAA
Molecule: messenger RNA, 1683 nt
Organism: Angiostrongylus costaricensis
Lineage: Eukaryota; Metazoa; Nematoda; Chromadorea; Rhabditida; Metastrongylidae
Source: the annotation of a GenBank genome assembly